GAGGAUGGCACCAGUGUCGUCGUGUGAGCUUGUGCGCUUGGUCCAGCUGCGCUUGACUUGUGCCACAGAGGCCGGCGGCUGCACGCGCACUGGUUGACUCUUUGAACGGCAUCGGUGUGAUUGGCUCCAGGGGACGUCUUAGUUGGCGUUAGGUGCGCGCGUUUCUGGACGACAAGUGCCUUGGAAUUGAGAGAGUCGCUCUUCUCUGAGUUCCCUCGGUAAAUGUGACGCUGCAUUCGGACGUCCAGCGUUAGUGUAAGAUGACAGCGAUCCGAGCGCUCGCGUCCGUCCUGCUGCUGGUGCUGAUGCAGUCCGCCGGGGCGCUGUGCGCGCAGAGGUUCCGCGGCGGCCGCAACCCGCAGCCGAGGCGCGCGCCGCACCGGGCGGAGCGCGGCGACGCCACGGAGAGCUUCCCCCUGGAUUUCACCGCCGUGGAGGAGAACAUGGAUAACUUCAUGACGCAGGUCAAGAACCUGGCGCAGUCCCUGUAUCCGUGCUCGGCGCAGAAGCUCGACUACGACAUGAAGCUGAACUUUUUGGAGAACGCGUCCGUCACCUGCAACGACGGAAGUCCGGCGGGGUAUUACCUGAAAGAAUCUCGAGGCAGCAGACGGUGGUUAAUAUUCUUAGAAGGUGGGUGGUACUGCUUCAACAAAGAGAACUGCGACAGCCGAUACGAGACCAUGAGGCGACUGAUGAGCUCCUCCAACUGGCCUCAAACGAAGACAGGCGCGGGGAUCCUGUCGCCGCUGCCCGAGGAGAACCCCCACUGGUGGAACGCCAACAUGGUGUUCGUCCCGUACUGCUCCAGCGACGUGUGGAGCGGCGCCGCGGCCAAGACGGAGCAGAGUGGCUACGCCUUCAUGGGCUCUCUGAUCAUCCAGGAGGUGGUGAAGGACCUGCUCAACAAGGGUCUGGACAACGCUAAGGUCCUGCUGUUGGCAGGAAGCAGCGCGGGGGGUACCGGGGUCCUGCUGAACGUGGACCGGGUGGCGGGCCUGCUGGAGGGACUGGGCCACGCUGCGAUACAGGUGCGCGGCCUGUCGGACUCCGGCUGGUUCCUGGACAACAAGCAGUACCACUGCGCGGACUGCGCGGACGCCGCCGGCUGCUCCCCCACCGAGACCAUAAAGAGAGGCAUCAAGUACUGGGGCGGGCUGGUGCCAGAGAGGUGCAGGCAGACCUACCCGGGCGAGGAGUGGAACUGCUUCUUCGGAUACAGAGUGUUCCCGUCGAUAAAAAGCCCUUUGUUCGUGGUGCAGUGGCUCUUCGACGAGGCCCAGCUGACGGUGGACAACAUCCAGCUGACGGGCCAACCCGUGCAGGAAGGCCAGUGGCGCUACAUCCAGAACCUGGGCAUAGAGCUGAGGAACACGCUCAAAGACGUCCCAGCUAUGUUCGCUCCCGCGUGCCUCUCGCAUGAAGUUAUCACCAGAAACUACUGGACCGACGUGCAGGUGAAGGGCACCUCCCUGCCGCGGGCGCUGCACUGCUGGGACCGGAGCCUCCACGACAGCAGGAGCAACAAGGCGCCGCCCAAGGGCUGCCCCGUGCACCUGGUGGACAGCUGCCCCUGGCCGCACUGCAACCCCACCUGCCCCACCAUCCGCGACCAGUUCACGGGGCAGGAGAUGAACGUGAUCCAGUUCCUCAUGCACAUGGGCUUCGACGUGCAGAAGAUGGCCCAGCAGCAGGGCAUGGACCCCAGCAAGCUACUGAGCAUGCUCAGCAGCGGCAGCUAAAGGGCCGCGCCCCGCGCUCAGUGUCGUUAAGCUAAGCCCAGGCGGGGCUUGCUGCCCCUCCGGCCGCUCUCCCAGGCCCGAUGCCUCCAACUACACACCCACUCACGCAAGCCGGUUUAUGUUCCUCUGCCUUCUGCUUUAGUCCGAACCUCAGACACACAACGGGUCCAACGUUGGCACCACAAUCAGUAAUUGUGACAAGUACAGAGGCAACGAUAUGACAAGGCACCACUCUGCUACUCUGCUAAAUUAUCUUUUGCUUUUUAAAAGAAAAUUAUAUCAUGAAUGUAAUCCAGUUUUAAGGAUGCUCCAUGUUAUGUUGUUCCUCAUCAUCAUUAUCUUCAUCAUGUAGAUGAUAUUUAGCCAUUGUUAUCAAAAAGAACUGAUGUAAGGAUGCUGUUGCGUUUAGAGACUAUGGGGUGAAACAACCCAAAACAAGGGAGGAACAGGGAGAGAUGACGGGCAGGGGGAUGCACUGGAUCAGGAGGACGUCUCAAACAAUGACAGGAUCUCUUCACACACAAAUAUCAGAUUCAAUGCUAAUGGGAGCGACGUCCAGAUGCCGCGUUUGUGGUGGUUGUGGUGCUGAAGGGGACCCACAUUCACAAUUCGGAUCUAUCAGCCGUUACAUCUAGACUUAGGUCACCUGAGUAGUUCAGCGACCCUCAAAUCAAUGCAAAGAACAUUUAAAGGGAGACAACUAUUGUGUAUUAUAUAUAUUUUUGAGUAUUUGUAUAGGGUCUUUUAAAUGUUCACUAACUCCCUUCUUAUAUUUCAUGAUAGAGAUCACUGUUUAAUAUAAUGACAAUGAUGUAUGUAAUGAUGUCUUUAUAAAUGCUGUUUUUAAAGGACCUCUAUUUUGCAUCACACCAGAGAAGAAAAAGUUUUACUAAUUUUAUUAUGUAACAUAUUUUUUAAACAGAAAAAACUCAAGCUACAUUGGUAAUUUACAUAUUUAUUUUGCUAUGUAAAUCAUAUUUAUAAGUGCUAUUUUCACAGGGAAAUGAUUCUUUGUAAAUUGUAAAUACAUUGCUGUUUUUGUUCCUCCGCGUGUUGACUGCAUGUCUUUGUACCGGACCUAAAAGGAGAAAGACACAUUAUACUGUACUACAAGGUG
Betta splendens (Siamese fighting fish) is the source of this 2859-nucleotide messenger RNA. RefSeq names its product notum, palmitoleoyl-protein carboxylesterase a (gene notum1a). Bases 261 to 1742 code for a protein of 493 amino acids. Gene Ontology annotation, molecular function: hydrolase activity. The transcript has 11 exons. Lineage: Eukaryota; Metazoa; Chordata; Actinopteri; Anabantiformes; Osphronemidae. The record is from RefSeq and is a predicted model, not a curated record.